This is a messenger RNA of Nelumbo nucifera (sacred lotus), 756 nucleotides long. Its product is annotated as serine protease inhibitor, Kazal-type family protein. The record is from RefSeq and is a predicted model, not a curated record. NCBI's taxonomy places the organism in Eukaryota, Viridiplantae, Streptophyta, Magnoliopsida, Proteales, Nelumbonaceae.
CAAGUCUUUUUCUCCUUCCUUCCUACCACGCUUCAGACCACCGAUUUUAGGUCUCUCUCUCUCUCUCUCUCAUAAUUUUCUUCGUUGAAGACCGAAGGACUUACCAAGUAUUUUUCUCUCUUUGUAUCUCCGGGGAAAAAGGCGAGCUUCUGUCGAGCUCGCCGUCCUCGUGUCCAUGCCGGCGACUUCCUCACCUUCCUCCCCGUUCUUUCUAAUCUCCUUCCUCGUCUUCUUCAUCUUUGGCCUCUGUUCUUCGCUCGUACGAUCCGAACUUGAUUCAUCGGCGAUUCGCUUACCAUCCGACGAUGCAGUGCACGCAGAUGAUCUGUGCGCGGGGUCGAGCCCUCCUUCUUGUCCCGUCAAUUGUUUCCGAACAGAUCCGGUCUGCGGCGAAGACGGCGUUACCUACUGGUGUGGCUGCGCGGAUGCUAUGUGUGCCGGCACGCGGGUCGCUAAGUUAGGGUUUUGCGAGGUCGGAAAUGGAGGCAGCGGGCCCGUGUCCGGUCAGGCGCUACUGCUAGUUCACAUUGUCUGGCUUAUCGUUCUAGGGUUUUCAGUGUUGUUCGGGCUUUUCUGAUGGGGGAUCCGACUGAUGACCAGUAUUUCGUAUUCUUUAUAAUUGUUCUUCGUUAAAGCCUUCCCGGCUUGCGUUGGAUUCUGCUACAUGUGCGUUCUUGUAUGUAAGAGUGAUUUGUACGAUCAUUGUUUCUUCUCAUGAUUCUUUUUUGGAAAUAAAACUAGUCCCAUUCUUUUUUA